AUGAAACAUUAUCUAGUGCAAGAUGAUCUUACUUGCUUUGUUGCAGAAUACAUCAAUAUGAACGUAAUCCAAAUGCUUUCUCUUUGGACCAUUACGAAGCAUGGUAUAAUGUUAAUGAGUGAAUCAUCAAGUCUUGCAAGCUCUGAUCGAAAAAACAAAAGCCAUACUAUGGAUACCCGAAAAAAAAUGGAUAGAAGAGGUGAUGCAAUAAUUAGAAAGACGUCAGGCGGAAUGAAACUUGAAUUUGGAGGUUCUGAGGCCGAAAAACACUAUGAGGGACAAAAUGCGACUAAGUAG
Racocetra fulgida is the source of this 297-nucleotide messenger RNA. The record is from the annotation of a GenBank genome assembly. NCBI's taxonomy places the organism in Eukaryota, Fungi, Glomeromycota, Glomeromycetes, Diversisporales, Gigasporaceae.